This is a messenger RNA of Nicotiana tabacum (common tobacco), 331 nucleotides long. Lineage: Eukaryota; Viridiplantae; Streptophyta; Magnoliopsida; Solanales; Solanaceae. The record is from RefSeq and is a predicted model, not a curated record.
UCUGCACACUAAUUAGUGAUUACAGGGGAAGAUGAUGGAGGAACAUCAACUUGAUUACGCACUUGUGCCUCUAGGUCUGGCCAUUUUUCUAGCAUAUCAUGCCUGGCUUAUGUUCACUAUAAUUCGGUAUCCAAGAAGAACAGUUAUCGGAAUCAAUUCUGAGUCUCGCCAUAACUGGGUCCUCUCCGUUAUGACUGAUCCAAUAAAGAACGGAGUUCUGGCAGUUCAAACUAUACGCAACAACAUUAUGGCGUCUACCCUUUUGGCGACAACCGCAAUUACUCUCAGCUCAAUCAUUAGCGUAUUUGUGAGCAACAAAUCAAGCUUUACA